GGCAGUCCAGGCUCGCGACUUAUGUUUUUCCGCGUUCAGCGUCACAUGCUACGUCUUCCUCAUCCUUUGUCUCUUCGCAAAUGGCGGCUAACCACGAAUCAACGGCGAGCAAUCUGAACGGCCCGAAACCCAUACGAAGACUCGAAGAGGCUGUGAUAAAUCGCAUCGCUGCAGGAGAAAUUAUUCACAGGCCGUCUUCUGCCCUAAAGGAGUUACUAGAGAAUAGCCUCGACGCAAAAGCGACCUCCAUCAAGGUCAGCGUGGAAGAUGGCGGCAUGAAGCUGCUGCAGAUUCAGGAUAAUGGAUGUGGUAUUUGGAAAGCAGACCUACCGAUUUUGGCGGAACGGUUCACGACGUCCAAGAUUACCUCGUUUCAAGAUUUGGAGCGCCUCACGACGUACGGCUUCAGAGGCGAAGCUCUCGCAUCAGUCUCGUAUGUCUCUCAACUCUCCGUGGUCACGAAGACCAAAUCGGAUACUUGCGCAUGGAAAGCCGCGUAUAUCGACGGCAAGCUGGCCUCAAAAGACGGCUCACCCACUGAGCCGAAAGCAUGUGCUGGCAACGACGGCACAAUCAUAACCGUCGAGAACUUGUUCUAUAACACUCCAACGCGUCUGUCAGCUUUGCGAGGGUCAUCAGAAGAAUAUUCUCGGAUACUAGACGUCGUAACGAAGUAUGCCGUGCAUAAUCCUCAUGUCUCCUUUACUUGCAAGAAGUCAGGUUCCGCCUCACCAGACAUCACUACGCCAUCUGGUUCGUCGGUGAAACAGGCAAUAGGACAGUUGUACGGCCAGACCAUCGCAAAGGAACUUCUUGAGACAAGAAUCUCUUCGGCUGGAGAUGGUGUCAUACGCGUCGAUGAGGAGGAACCCUGGUCUGCAGAAGUAUUUUUUACUAGCCCUAACUACCAGGCAAAGAAGAUGGUUUUUUUGCUAUUUAUUACUCAUAGGCUGGUGGAGUCGUCGAGGAUCAAAAAGGCACUGGAGACUAUCUACACCGGAAUCCUACCGAAGGGUGCAUUCCCAUUCGUAUAUCUCAGCCUUCAGAUCGACUCCCGUUCCGUAGAUGUCAACGUCCACCCAACGAAGCGAGAGGUACAUUUCCUGGACGAGGAGCAAAUAACGCAAAAAAUUGGCGACGCUGUCCACGCUAUCCUAAUUGGUCAGAACCAGUCAAAGACAUUCGAAUACCAGACUCUGCUCACUGGUGGAACGGCGCCCACGGCUUCACAGAGCAAGAAGGGCAAAAAACGCGCUAGACCCGACGAGGAGGACGAGUUGAGCGAGGCGAGCUCCUCUGUCCCCUUGGCCGCUCCCCCAGCCGCGAAGAAACCGGCACCGAACCACAAGGUCCGCACCUCACAGCAGGAUCGUACGUUGGAUUCGAUGUUCCCAGUGUACACGCCCUCGCAACGGCCUUCGAUCGGCGAUGCAAAUCUUGGGCAAACACAAAAAACUGUGGUGGUCAAAGUACCCGAGAUCGUUGUCUCGGAGUGUAACUUGGCAUCGGUUAUGCGGCUGAGGCAGGAGGUAGAGGACGUGAAGCAUGAAGAGCUCACAGAGAUCCUUCAAAAGCACGUUUUCGUUGGUAUUGUUGACCUUGGACGAUGUCUGUCGUUGGUACAACAUUCCAAAAAGCUGUACCUCAUGAACCAUGGUGCAUUGGCUGAAGAGUUUUUCUAUCAGCUGGGUCUCAUCCAGUUCGGAGACUACCAUCGGAUCAAGCUUGAUCCGUCUCCUCCGUUACGGACAUUGGUGGAGCUGGCAGUGGACGUUGAGGAUACAUCAGCGAGCAAGCUUAGCAAGGCAAACAUUGUUAACAUGAUUGUGGACACUAUCACAGCGAGGCGCGAGAUGCUCGCGGAGUACUUCUCCCUCGAGAUUGACGCCGACGGCAACGUUAGCAGUCUUCCUCUUCUACUCAAGGGCUACACGCCCAACCUGGAUAAGCUGCCCCUGUUCCUCAUGCGUCUCGGCCCCCAGGUCGACUGGUACUCGGAACAGAAGUGCUUUCAAACAUUUUUGCGCGAGCUUGCGUACUUCUAUGUCCCGGAGCCGCUCAUAUCGGGCUCGACAGACGCGGACAGGGCAGAUGAGACCGCGAUGCGCUGGCAGAUUCAACAUGUGCUCUUCCCCGCAAUGACACGGUACAUGCUGCCACCAAAGACACUGGUAGACAGAGACGUCGUGCAGGUCGCGCACUUACCAGAGCUGUAUCGGGUGUUCGAACGGUGUUAAGUUGAGUCGGCCGGAGCCGCGUAAUCGAGUGCGUUCUCAUGCCCAGGCCUCUCAAAUUUUGUGUAGACAAGGGUCAUGAAUUGGCAUUGAUUCUGUGGCUCCAUGGUGUGGCGGCACACGCCAUGUGCAGUAGAUGUUUCAUGCGGCGAGCAGCGAGCACGCCGGCUCUCAUGAGGCCUGGGUGCCCGGGCUCGGCGAGUCAUCCGCGAGCGGCUGACGCUGACCCCGGGAAGGGUUUUGAUUGGGCGUCGCACAACUCCGAUAACACGAAUGUUCUAGAUCGUCUGACCCGGCUCAUAGUCAUUGCUCGGAGCAAAGGGUGGGAUACUUACAACGGCCAAGUUGCCUUUCAGGGCAUACUGCCUUAUUUCAC
Molecule: messenger RNA, 2610 nt
Organism: Phanerochaete carnosa HHB-10118-sp
Lineage: Eukaryota; Fungi; Basidiomycota; Agaricomycetes; Polyporales; Phanerochaetaceae
Exons: 12
Coding region: 81-2237 (718 amino acids)
Biological process (GO): mismatch repair
Cellular component (GO): MutLalpha complex
Molecular function (GO): ATP binding; ATP-dependent DNA damage sensor activity; mismatched DNA binding
Source: RefSeq, a predicted model, not a curated record